AUGUCCAUCUCAUACUCCUGCUCUCACCUGGAUUCCCCACACGCCCCUCUCCCACCCUCCUACCCAUCUUCAUCAUCCUCGUACCAUCGAUUAGACAGACUGUACUUCUGCGAGGAGUGUGAUGCAGUAAGAUGUGAUCAGUGCGUCGCAAUCGAAAUAGCAAGCUAUUUCUGCCCGAAUUGUCUGUUCGAUGUUCCUUCUGCGAAUGUAAGAGCGGAUAAAAAUAGAUGUGCCAGAUCAUGUUUCUCUUGUCCCACUUGCGAAUCCAGCCUAUCUAUCCAAGCUUCCGAUCAGCCCUCUGAAAGUGGGCAACCUGGUGCGCCAUAUACUCUAGUCUGCUCGGGAUGUAAAUGGAGCAGUAAAGAGGUAGGAUGGAAUUUUGAAAAACCUACUGGUAUAGCUUUACAAUUACAGAAGAUGAAUACCCAGAGUGAGAUUGUACAAAACGAACUUGACUCAUUGAAAGAUCAUUUGGAAUCGUACAUGUCUCUGUCAACUUCAAAUACCACAACCUCCGCGCCAUCUUCUGUACGAUCCAUUAGAAACCCUUCAAGACAGAUAUCUCACCUUACGCAGAUGGCUCAGAAGGCUUUACAUCGGGAUGUGGGCGGUAUGGUAGCCUAUUCAGCUAGGGUAAAGAGACCUUCAACAACCAAAGAAGGGGAGAAAAAGAAGUAUGGAUGGGACGAGUUGGCUGUUUACGAGGCUAAGGAGAACUGGAGGAAAGAUGGUAUGGGAUCUUCUCCAAAUCAGGUUGAUGUCAUGAGAGAGUUAGGAGAAAGUGGAGCAGAUGGGGUGGCUGAAUUAGGGAAGAGAUGGGGUAAGAGCUGGGAUGCGGUAAAGAUGACUAGAGAUGUCCUACCACAACGCAUACCUCUACAGACCAAAUUGACCAAACGAUGUCCACAUCCCAACUGCCGUCAUCUGCUUAUACAACCCGAUACGAAGAGUGUACGGAUGAAGAUCAAGAUGGUAGCUGCCAACUAUCUACCUUUAAUUGAAAUUGGUCGACGAAGACGCAGAUUACCAAGUAACGAUAUUGCAGAGAUGCCAGAGCCGGAAGGAAUGGCUUCUGAAGAAUUGGAAAGACGAAGGAGGGAAAGAAGACGUGCGAGGGGUGGAAUACUCAACAAAGAAGAGGAUGAAUCGAUGGAAUCACCUUUGAAAUCAGGAGAAACUUAUUCCUUCCAGUUGGCUCUGACUAAUCCAUUAUAUGAUCCUAUCCAAAUUCGACUAACUCGACCCAAUUCUGCAUCAUCUUACUCCUCGCAGGAAAGGUGUAAUGUAAUUAUACCGACACCGCAUUUCACCAUCAACGCUUUGAAAGAUGCCUGGGCGUAUGACGAGGAAUAUGAAGAUGAUGGGAACAAUGAUUUCCUCAUGGGUGGAAGUGAAGCUGGAUUCAGUGAGGAGGGAACUACCACCACCACAACAGGAGGAGCCGGUGGGACGAUAGGGAAGAAAUCGAGACUAAGUAUUUUAGGUGGGGGAUCGAGUACGAAGAAAGAUCGAGGUAGGGAUAGAGAGAAUGGAGUAGAGAAAAAAUCGAAUACGAGUAAAGUGAAUCUCGAUAUUGAGAUUUUACCGAAUGCUCGUAAAGGGGAUACAAUCAAGUUUGAUCUGGAAGUUAGAUAUACGUACAGAUCUGAUGAGAUGACUACACCGACUGAUACGGAGGGAAAAGCGAAGGGAGGGAAGAAGGAGGAAUAUAAGAAUUUCACUUUUUGGAUUAGGGUUGAUUUGGGUCGAGUGGAGUGA
Molecule: messenger RNA, 1758 nt
Organism: Kwoniella botswanensis
Lineage: Eukaryota; Fungi; Basidiomycota; Tremellomycetes; Tremellales; Cryptococcaceae
Exons: 4
Coding region: 1-1758 (585 amino acids)
Cellular component (GO): dynactin complex
Source: RefSeq, a predicted model, not a curated record